Molecule: messenger RNA, 2385 nt
Organism: Seminavis robusta
Lineage: Eukaryota; Bacillariophyta; Bacillariophyceae; Naviculales; Naviculaceae
Source: the annotation of a GenBank genome assembly
CAUGCAUAGCUCUGCCUUACUAGCUAGUAGGCAGGAGCUCCAUUCCGAUUAGAAGAAUUUGUGAUGCGUGCUUUCGUCGAAUAAAAUUGCAGAGCGGCCAGAGACAUGCGAAGCCCGAAAGAGAAAAGUAAAACCGCACCAUCAACCCACCUCCACAUCUUCGAUCGUCCUUCGGUCUUCUUUUGACGCCUUCCCCAUACCGGUAAUACCGGCAGAGCAACAGGAGUGAUCGAUGUAAUGCUCUUAUAACCUCUUAUUGAAUUCUAUCAUGUGGCCCAAAAUAAAGACCACAGUCGCAGUUUUUCUUGGGGUAUGCACCUUUCGUCUGCUCAACACGUUUCUGGUCCAAUCCUUCUUUGAUCCCGAUGAAUUCUGGCAAACCUUGGAACCUGCCUAUUGCCAAGUCUUUUGGGCGAAUAAUCAGCACAAGUCUUCUUCCCUCAACUUGGACUGUGAAGGAUACACCUGGGAAUGGAAACGACGGCCCAUGGAUAAGACAAGUCUUUCGUUCUUGGACCGAUCUUUCCAAGGACCAAUACGAUCGUAUCUAUCGGUGCUACCCUUUCACUUCUUUUACCUUUGGUUGGAAAAAAGGAAGUGGGAUUCUCACUUUUGGGUAUCCCAAGGUCCCAAGUGGCUCAUGGCCAUCAUGGCGGCAGCACCUACCGAUGUGGCCGUUUGGAUUCUGGCACAUUGGACUACCAGCGUCAGUGAGGAACCUUAUUAUUGCCUCUUUUGCAGCAUGGCAUCGUGGUUCCAUGGCUAUACACUGGUUAGAACCUACAGCAAUACUAUGGAAACCACGCUCCUGACAAUCAGCAUGGUUCUUUUGGCGCCGGAAAUUUUGGGAAAAAAGAAUACUGCUAUGUACUGUACAAUGAGUUCGACAAUCCGGCACUGUCUUUGCUUCCUCUUGGGAGGAUGCAGUGUGGCCAUGAGGUUUUCUUCCAUCGCUGCAUGGGUUCCCAUGGGAGUGAUACUGGCUAUUCAGCAAUCACAGGAAAGCACGCAACAAUCAUCUGCCACUGCUUGGUAUUCAAAACUGCAACCUGCGCUUGUCACACUGCUAGGCACAUGUGCUGUCUUUGGUGCCAUGGGCAUUGGAAUAGCUUGCGUGGUGGAUUACUGCGUUUACGGCUUUUGGACGAUUCCCUUCCUGGGGAGUUUUCAUUUCAAUGUGCUACUGGGGAACUCGGCCUUGUACGGAUCCCAUCCUUGGCAUUGGUAUAUUACAGCGGGAAUACCGGCCAUUACAGGACUUUGGCUGCCCUUUGUCUUGAACGACUUGUGGUUGUUGGUUGUCGCAAAAAGUCCUCCUCCCAACAACACUAUGGCACGCCGCAAUGUAUGGAUAAUCAUUGCAACCUACGCACUAGCACAUUCUCUGUCCGGUCAUAAGGAGUUUCGCUUCCUGUUGCCCAUCCUGCCUCUGUUUUGCCUUCAAGCGGGACCGCAUGUCCGAUCAUUGGUGUUGUGGUUGUCCAAAGCACGUGCCACGAAUGGGCUUGUAAUGUUUUGGUUGGCAUUGCUCUUUCUACCCAAUCUCAUUGCCCUCCUUUAUCUGGGGCUGUUCCAUCAGAAUGCACCAAUCAGUGUGAAUCACAAGAUUGCAGCCAUGGCACAAGAGUACUCUACGAUGCAACAAAGCGAAAGCCAUUCACGGCACACGUUCUCUGUCCACUAUUUGACGGGGGCUUGUCACUCCACUCCUCUGCACAGCUAUCUGCAUGGCCCUGGUCCAGUGCGGUUCUCAACUUGGUCGUUGGACUGCUCCCCAUCCUGCCGUUCCGACCCCAAAAUCCUCUGCGAGAGCGAGCAGUUUGCCAAAGAUCCAGUAGGGUUUGUGGAUCAAGCUUACCCUGUGAUGGUGUCAGACCCAACCUCUUGCCAAGACUCCAUCGAGGGGUCCUGCUCUGCCAUGAAAUUGCCACCAGACUUUCUGGUCACGUAUGCAGACUAUGCCACCAAGCUGCAGUCUCGAAUAGAAACUAUGGGACUGCACGAAGUAGGGCGCUUCUCGCAUGGGAUCAAUGGUCUGAAGCUGGGGACGACGUUGCAAACUGGGGAUGGCUACGAUGGUGAGGGAAACGGUUUGACCAAAGAGGAGCUCGCGGGUACUUACAAAAGAAUAGGGUUGAUAGGGGGUGUUGUGGAACUGAGCAUUGACGAAAUGGUAUUGUAUGCCUCUGCUCACCUUCCCUGAGCAUGAUCCCACGAUGAACCUGGACGAGUAAGGCAAAACGGUAGGACAGACCUGACUGUCGUAGUCCAACUAUCUAGACAGUGUGGGUAGCAUGCUGUCGUUCUUCCCAACCCUGGCCUCUCUUCCAGAAACUUGAGAUGUAUGGGGCGAAAGGGAUAAUGAUCUAGGCGACUGUUAGAAUG